GUAAGAGAAUUCUGUAUUUUAACAUUCUGAAGCUUUUACAUCAAAAAGCUUUGUCAUGGACUUACAUUCAUACAUUAUGUUUUUAAUAUGGACACAAUUGAGGACUGUGCUUUAGUGUAUGCAUAUGAUAAAGAGGCACUUUUGUCAGUUUGUGUGCCUGCCUCAAUCCCCAGUGCAACCACUUCCUAUUGCACUGGGCCUUGUCAGAUGACCAUCUACCAACAUACCCACCCUCUCACUAAAGUGUGAAGUGCUUAACACCAACAUAUUUACUCAUACUUCUAAAAUAUUUUAUGCAUGGACCACCUGUGGACAUGAUGCAGCUCAUCUGGUUGAUAUUUCUUUCCAAUCUGUUUAGCCAGGUGCAUUCAGUGCCUCAUCUAUCAAAGCAAGAUAUUGCACUCUUGGCUACAGAUGAGAACCCCAAAUGUUUCACCAGGAAUCUAGAAAGCUUCACUUGUUUUUGGGAAGCACCUGUGGCAAACUCAUAUUAUUUUAUCUACAGAAGUCACGAAACAGAGGAAGAGAAUCGGUGUAAUGUGACACAACAGUCGUAUGAGGAGAAGAUGUUCUUAAAUAUUUGCGCAUUCCCACCAAGUGAUGUUUAUCUGUUCGCAUACACAGAGCUCAGCGUGGUAGACAUGGACACCAACAUAAUUGUCUACAGCCGCAAUGUCAGUGUGGAGGACCAGCAUGUUCUGUAUCCUCCAUCAAAUAUAUCCCUUCAUCCGACUGGCGAGGUGGGCCAAAUGUUAGUUCAAUGGAAAGACCCAAUAAACAUUUGGAAUAAGCAAAAACCACAGUAUGAAAUUCGAUACAACUCCAAACACAAACAAAGCACAGUUAAACAGGUGACAGGAUCUCCCCAUAAGCUCACCUCUCUAGCUGCAGGAGAGAACUGCACACUGCAGAUGAGAGUCAGAUCUGGUAGCAAGCUUUGGGGUGAUUGGUCAAGUCCUGUAACUGCUGUGGUUCCACAAUCUGCAAAUGACAUAAAAUUAAGGUGCCACACUCCUGAUCUGUAUCAAGUAUUAUGCAAAUGGAGUGAAGAAUUAUAUGAUGGUGGCAGAUACAACCUCCAUUACAGCCAAACAAACAGAAAUUCAUGGAGCAGUUGGAAGCUGUGUUCCAAAGCCAACGACACUGUGAAUCAGUGUGUCUUGUAUGGGGAGGAGUCCACUGUCUAUCAGGUUUAUCUCAGCACUGGCCAGGAACGAUUCAGUCGAACGUUUUACAUGAAGACUUUCAGUAUGAACAGUAGCAUCAAAACAGAGCCUCCACGAGGGCUUCAGGAACAGAUGGUGGACGGUAGGCUUUGUUUAAGCUGGGAUCCACCUCUUUUGAUUAUCUCUCAGUACCUAAUAUACCAAAUCCGCUAUCAGCUCCAAGGAGAGAAUGAGUGGAAGCAUUUCACAGUACCCAGUUCCAAGACCAGCACUUGUCUGGAUGUGCAACUGGGGGGGCAAUACAUCAUCCAGGUCAACACACAACCUGAUGGAUCAAUCUACAGUGGAUGCUGGAGUGAUUGGUCAAAACAACUCACUGCCACUCAUUUGACUCCAGGCAAAGAGUCGAUCUUCUUUGUCUGCAUACCAGUAGCUUUACUGAUCAUUACUUUUGCAUUCAUCUAUUUCUUCCCCAAAUACUUCAGUAAAGUGAAGCAGUCUAUGUGGCCAUCAGUCACAAACCUAAACAAGGUGCUGGAGAGUUUUCUGGCAGAUAUCAGUGGAUCACACUGGGAGCUAACCUUCAACAAGCAAUGCGACAAUACUGCUGCCAUGUCAGUGUUAGAGAUCCUGUCUGAGCGGGAUGCUGCAGUUACAGAAAAACCUUGUAAGGAGGCCACCUGUCUUUUUCUCCCUGAGCGAGUCUUCUCGGUUGGUGAAAAAAAUGGGGAGGAUUUUGGAGAGGGUUUGGAGAUGGCUCAAGAUUAUGUGAUUUUGAACACCAAUGAAAUAAUUCCAUGCUUUACAGGGAAUGACUGUGUGUACAAGGAUGUUUCUUUAUCUAAACUGGCCACUGAAAAUCUACACUCUUGCCUUAGUGCCUGUUCUACCAGCUUUCCAGAGUGCACGACUAAUAUCCUCAACCAUCCCUAUCCCCUUCUCGCAGAACAAUCAGAGCUUCAAGAGUACAAUUUGGCAGUCAAAAUAUAAACACACAGCGAUAGUGGUAAAGCAAGUGGAGAAAUUUAAAAAGUUGUGAUAAAGCCUUAAUCUCACUCAUAUUAAUACAAAAUAGGAUUUCUGGGUUACCCCACCUCAAUUUAAAAAAACUUGGAAAAGGAGAAGCCUGUGAGGUUGAUCAUUUGUAUCUUAAGAAACAGACAAGGAACACCAUAUGGAUCCAUCACAGCACUCUUCUCAUUAUACAUCAACCCAGAUCUGAAAUCAGGUGUUACGUGGAGAUUGUAAAGACAUUUGUCCAAUGCAUGGAAUUUAGGUCACGAUCUAAAUUUAAGAUCAUGUUACUUGCAAGGACUUGUAGAACAGAAUAAAGCCAUAUGCACUUCCAUAUUGCUAUAAUGGGGACCUUGUAAAUAGGAUUACUGCUCUUAAAAGAAUAUUCCAGGUUAAAUACAAUUUGUACAUUGCAGUAAAAUGUUACCAGUUUUCUAUGAUCCUACUUAAGCAAUUAUGCUUGUAUAUUUGUAAUAUUUUGUUUGUAAUUAAUAUUGUAAUGAAUAUGACAAAAGAAGAAGUCUCAUAAUUUAAGGCACUCAAUAGCUUUAGUGUAUGAAGACAACACAAAACAGAAAAGUCAAAUCUGAUUAAUGAAUGUUAUGGUAUAUUGUAUGAAAAUGAAAUUUUAACAAUGACAAUCAUUAAAUAAUCAACAACAAUUGUAUGUGUCUUUCUCUCCCACAUUAAAAUGUAUAAAAACUGAUUUACAAUAAAGUCUGUUGUGCAAAUUCUUAACUAAAGUGUGAAACGGAAGACAGAUCAACAUGAUUUGAAUAGGAACACAUUCUGUUAGAUGGAAUUUUCCAUAAUGUACACCCCAAUACCAUGAGAGCAUAAAGAUAUUAUUAGAAUAUUCCGUGUGAUCAAAUGCACAUUUAAAACUUGAUAUUUAUAGGAUUACACAUGCAUAACUUGGAGCUUUAAAAAUUAUAAUUUAUUAAAAACAGAUGCUGGAUUUAAUUUCAGAUUCAGUUAAUAAGAUCAAGAUUUUGGCCAUUCCCGGAGGCCAAUGCAAAGCUCCAAACAAGAUUUUAAAAUCAGCUCUCUGAAUUUCCAUAAAGGUGGAUACACUUAGCAGGGAUCAAAACAGGUUGCCAGUUAGAGCAUGUGAUUUCUCAGAAAUCCCAAACCGGACCAGCCUUAUUUACCAAACACAGGGCAUUCGCAGUACUGUGCAAUGAGAGUUUAU
Messenger RNA from Xyrauchen texanus (razorback sucker), 3372 nucleotides. Its product is annotated as thrombopoietin receptor-like. Gene Ontology annotation, cellular component: external side of plasma membrane. Gene Ontology annotation, molecular function: cytokine receptor activity; protein binding. The record is from RefSeq and is a predicted model, not a curated record. The transcript is spliced from 12 exons. NCBI's taxonomy places the organism in Eukaryota, Metazoa, Chordata, Actinopteri, Cypriniformes, Catostomidae. The coding region runs from base 294 to 2156 and encodes 620 amino acids. Gene Ontology annotation, biological process: hemopoiesis; positive regulation of cell population proliferation; cytokine-mediated signaling pathway.